AUAGGAAAAGCCAGAAAAAUAGAGCAAAGAAUAAAGUAGAAUAGGGUGAAUUGCAUGUUGUGGAACGGAAUGGUCUUUCUUGAAAUCCCCGGUAAAAGCAGGAAGAUACAAAGGAUAGAGAGUCGUUGACUGGAAGAAAUGGAGUUAACAAAAAGGACAGGAAACAUAUAAUGUAAUAUGAGGCGUCGGUGAGGAGCGCAAAGUUUACUUGAAAACGGUGACAAGAAGAAUCGCUGGAUAAUCAGUGAACAAACAGCAAAGGCAUGAAGGAGGGCGAGCGGGAGAGAGAAAGAGGUAGAGCUUGGGAGAGGCAGAAGUUGUGGGUGGAUAUAGGCGGGUGUAGGACCGGCAGCGACGGGGACGACGGGGGAUACAUGUAUCACCUCCACCUCGGCGUGAUCCGCGUUUGCGCGAUUCGGUCGGUAGCGUACGCCGGGCGGCGACGACGGCGGUGGCGGCGGUGGCGGUUAACGCAUCUCGCCGCGGCGGUAGUCGAUAUCCUUGCACGGACUGAUCAGCAAGGGCGCACAUACACGUAACGCGCUACCGUCGACGUGAAUCUGGCUGUGAGAUCCCCAAGAUCGGAUUGCCGCAGGUGGGAGGAAAGUGCUGUGGAGCGAAGAAGUCGAGUCGGGAGUCGCCUCAGGGUUGCGAAGAACCUCUUCGACAACUUACUGGGCUACGAAAAAGGGGUUGCGUCAUUGUGCGCUUCGACUACGACAGCGAUAUUCGACGGUGGUUGUCGGCGCGCUUGGCUCGCCACACCGCGAGUGGAGAGAGGUCUCAAAAGAGGCGGUAAACUAGCAUUGAUCGAGGCUGGUGAUUCGCCGCAUGCUCAUCCCGGCGGCUCCUGUAAGAGGUCGACCGCGGUGAAGGAGAAAGAGACGAAAUCGAAAGAAGGGAAGAGAGAACGAGGCAAGGGGCGAGGCGGGUAAGGCAAUCGGUAUAUAUACAUAAAUAGAGAACGAGGGAGAGAGAAAGGGGGACAGAAAGUCAGGAAAAUAGAGAGGCGAGGCGAUCGCGCGCGGUUGGAGCGAACAAAAGAGAUAUACAUACCGCGGCGAUCGAGCAAGGCGAGGCAAGCACGGCUAGACUCGCUACAGAAUGGCGUGGGGCUACUGGAGCGCGACUUCCGUCAGCGACCGGGGUCGGUCACCUCGCCGCGAGAAGGACAAACAGCAUCAGAGUCUCUAUCAGCAGCAUCAGCCGCCGUCGCAGCAGCAGCAACAACAAAUGCACCAGGCGGAGCUGUCCGCGCAGAGUACUUACGCCAGCGUGCAGGAACGAGAGAUCGGCGUGACCGCUCCCGGCGUGGGGGUCGCGACGGAGGAACCACCCUGUAGCAUGAUGAUCCAGGGUGGUUCCUUUUAUUCAUAUUCGGCGGCGACGGCGGCUGCCGCGGCCGCCGCCGUGAGUCGUCGUAUCUCCACCGUCGUCGAAGGUAGCGGCGGUGGUCCGUCCUCCCUCACCUCUACCAGCAUGGUGUUACCGCGGGAGCGCCACGUGAGACCCGGCACUAGCACACAUCCGCCGUCGCCGGGUAGCGGCGACUCCGCCGAGUACGAGCAGCCGCUUGUCGGUCAUCUACGCUCCGCGGCCGACAUCUCGCCGCCUCCUUGCCUCGGUAGUCCGCCGCAUCAUCAUCAUUAUCAUCAUCACCACCAUCACGACGACAUUUUUGCGCAGCCUGGUACCUCGUCCAGGGCGACAAAGCUGCUCCAGUGUCCACCGGACACCAUUGAAGGCAUGGACGAGUUAUCCGAGGCUGAGCUCGAAGAAGUGGCGGCAAAUGCCGAACUAAUUUACGGACCCACUGCGACGUGCCGGGUGCACGGACCGUGCAGUCAACAGCAGCUACCGCCGCCACCAGAGUCCGCGCUCUCGAUGACGUCGCUGCUCGACGUCGAGCCUGCGGGCCCGUCGCAGUUCCAGUUCAACGAGAUCACCUGGGUUUUUCCGAACGUGCCGCCUGCUCCCGGGAUGCCGUGCCAGGGAGAAGACAGAAGCAUCUACAGACGUGGCGCUCGUAGAUGGAGGAAGCUGUACCGAGUGAAUGGCCAUAUUUUUCAAGCGAAACGAUUUAAUCGGAGGGCCUUCUGCGCGUUCUGCCAGGAUCGGAUCUGGGGCCUCGGACGACAGGGAUUCAAGUGCAUCCAAUGCAAACUGCUCGUGCACAAAAAAUGUCACAAGGUGGUACGCAAGCCAUGCCUGAGCCAGCAGCAACAGCAGCAGCAGAGCGCCGAGUCACAGACGAUCGACAGAAAUGGCGACCAACAGCUUGAUCCGUAUCCUUGCGGCCCAGCGACUCAUCUCGAGGAUGAGGUCACAGAAUCGCCAAUCAUUGAGGAGCAUUCGCGCGAUCGAAUCGGACAUGAAGAAGGGGAAGAAUUACCAUUGGACACAUUGAACGAGGGUGAUACUUCAAACGACAUGCAACGACAGUAUUCGUUGAACGACUUCGAGUUAAUUAGGGUGAUCGGCCGUGGUUCCUAUGCAAAGGUCUUGAUGGUGGAGCUGAAGCGUACCAAGAGGAUUUACGCCAUGAAGGUAAUCAAGAAGUCCCUGGUGACAGACGACGAGGACAUCGAUUGGGUACAGACAGAGAAACACGUAUUCGAGACAGCCUCCAAUCAUCCCUUUUUAGUGGGCCUACACUCUUGCUUCCAAACGCCUUCGCGUUUGUUCUUCGUGAUCGAAUUUGUACGUGGUGGGGAUCUUAUGUUUCACAUGCAAAGACAGCGCCGUCUUCCUGAGGAUCACGCGCGGUUUUAUGUAGCUGAGAUUAGUUUGGCGUUAAAUUUCCUACAUGAAAAGGGUAUUAUAUAUAGGGAUUUAAAACUGGAUAAUGUAUUACUUGAUCAUGAAGGGCACGUUAAACUUACGGAUUAUGGAAUGUGCAAGGAAGGCAUCCGGGAAGGCGACAACACCGGUACCUUUUGCGGCACUCCUAAUUAUAUUGCUCCUGAGAUUUUACGUGGCGAGGAAUACAGUUUUUCAGUGGAUUGGUGGGCUCUAGGAGUCCUAUUGUAUGAGAUGUUGGCAGGCCGUAGCCCCUUCGAUCUUACUGGCGCGGCCGAAGACCCAGACAAAAACACCGAGGAUUUUCUAUUUCAAGUCAUUCUGGAGAAAACCAUACGUAUACCGCGAUCCUUAUCUGUUAAGGCUGCAUCUGUUCUUAAAGGAUUUCUUUGCAAAGAUCCGGCGGAAAGGUUGGGUUGUGGAAAGAGGCCUUCUGGUUUCCUCGACAUUGUCGCUCAUCCUUUCUUUAAAGCAAUUGAUUGGGAAAUGCUGGAGCAAAAACAAGUUACACCACCUUACAAGCCACGUUUGGAUUCCGAUCGCGAUCUUGCAAACUUCCCACCUGAAUUUACGGAUGAGGAAGUCCGUUUGACUCCGGAUGAUCCGAAACAAAUUGAGAAGAUCGAUCAGAGUGAAUUCGAUGGUUUUGAAUAUGUGAAUCCUCUAUUAAUGUCACUGGAGGACUGCGUGUGACAAGAGCCACUUUUCAUUGUGCAGCGUCACAAUCAAGACCAGCAGCAACAGUAUCAACUGCAGCAGUGCUACAUGUAUGAGUUACAAGACAGACUUGCAAAACUUCGUAUCGAUCCCCUACUCCCCGUUGUCGGCUCAAGUAAUCAAGGUUAUCACAAUAACGUAUUUCUUAUGACGUACUCGGAGGAGAAUGAGAACGACAAUAAUUAUAACGAGCAUCAUCGGCUACCACCACCCUUCCCCUUCCGAUACGAAAGUCCGGCAUACUCUCGUUCUCUAAGUAUUACAGACGUAACUUACAACCCAGGCAAUAAUAAUGCGAUUGUUAGCAAUUAUGACGAGAAUGACUAUGACGAUAUGGAGGAUGAGAAUCCGCGAAAAGGUCUCCUAAAACAGAUAUUUUGCCUUCCAUUAAACUAAAGCUCGAUUCGAGCUUCUUUAUUAAAAUUUUGUGUCCACGAUGCUAGAAAUCGCUCCGAGACCUCAAAUGGAAAACAAAUUAACAAAUCAUAUUUGAACAAUGUGAUUUGAACUCUUUUUCCGAGAUCUUGGAGUAAUCUCCACCAUCGAAAACACAAAGUUUAAAAAGAUAAGGUUGCCUCUGAUUCGAUUACUCGAUACGCAUUUUUGUAGAAACAGCUCGAGACUUACAGUAUCGUUGGACGUAAAUGUCUCGUGUAGUACAUAUUGUUAAAAAAUACGAAAAUAUUUAAUUCAACCUAAAUAUAUAUAUACACAUACACACACACACACACACACACAUACACACACACACACAUAUAUCUAUUGUUAAGUUAACUUGUUCUCUUUCACACAUGGUGCUGCGAAUAGACAUGUCGAUGGGUAACGUUAUUUUCCGCAACCUUUAGUUCGAAAGCUAAAGGUGAAAACGUACCUGACUGCUUUGAUCGAUCUUUUAGGUAUUUUUACAGUACCAUUUCUUUUGCGCAGCGGAUUGAUAUUUCCAAAUAUUAGCAACUAACCAUUCCUUUUUCUACACAUGAUUACAUGAUUUAAUCACAACAUUGAUGUAUUUUAAUAUGUAUGAAAUGCGAAUAAUCUGAGUUAUAGAUUAAUUACAUUGUGGAAAAGUCAUACCAAACAUAGUAAUAACCUCCUUUUUUUUCCGUUGACUAGCUCUUAUAUGUACAUUUUCACUUAAACUCGCGGAUAAAAGAUAACGCGGAUAAUAAUAAUAUCGAGACAUUGCUUUUAUAUGGACAUUCCUAUGAACUCGAUUAAAUCGAUAAUCAUUAGACUGGUCACUUUAUAAAGGGCCAUCGCAUAUUUUUUGUAGCAACAUUCCAAUCUUUUUUUUCUUAUCGUGAAAUUGUACUCGCUGUUAGAGAUAGAAAGAUAAUACGCAGUAACAAUAAUUUUCUAUGAAAAACGUGGUUUUUUUACUUGUAGGAAUGUAUUCUGGAAAUAUUUUUUACUCCGUAACAAGCUAGUUGUAUUUACAUGUCUACAUUGAUAGUGUACUCCUCAUCCAAGUGUGAGAGAGUGUACCGAUUCCUAUAGCGUGAUUAGGACAAUUUUUAUAGUUUUUCAAAGUAAUAUCGAGCAAACGUACAACCAAGCAGUUGGAGUACUAAAGACUAGUUUAUCUUCUUAUUGUUGAAGUUACAUAGAGAUCAUCAUGCACAGUAUUCCCUGGAUAUUCAUAAAUUCUAAUGAUUAAGACGUGCAAUGUCCGCUCUAACUUUAUUCUAAACUAAUCGCUAACAAAUUUUGAAACGUAUUACGUCACAAGUAUUAACCGUAGAAGUAUUGUUGAGAGCCGCAUGGGACAUUUUGCUAGAUUAAUAUACGGCUCAUAAAGUUUAAGAGGAUUGGGUGAUAAAAUGUUUUACGUCGAAACGCGGACGUUUGCGGAAUUAAAUUAUACGUAGACGAGAAUAUAUCAUAUAUAUUAGAGUUACUGCGCAUGAUUUUUGUUCCGAUUAUAAGGAUUGCUAUUAAAGACAUUAAGAAAAAAAGAAGGAAGAGUAAGACAGCUACGAAGAUGUGGAAUUAUCCACAUCUUGUGGAUAUGUAAAUAUGAAAAGUAUUUAACGUGAGGAUGUCACGCGAAAAGAUGUUAAUGAGGCAAAAGGUACACACACACACACACACACACACACACACACACAAUUUACAUCACACAAAAGAGGGAUGUAAUUAAAAAUCUUGUAAUUCUCUCCGGAUUCUCUCGAGCGUAUGCAAGUAUGAUUAAACGCAGAUAAAUUAGUUCCGACAUUAGAGUUAUCUUAAAACACAAUCAAUGUUACACGAUAUUCUAUCCGGCAUAAAUGCGGCGACACAUAAAAAAGAAAGUAAGUAUCGUGUAACUUGCGUUAGAGAGAAUAUGGUGCCAACACUCAACAUCUUAACAGUAUCGAAUGAUAGUAUUACGCGUUGCAGAACUUACGUGAUUUUUCUUUUUUUUUUCAGCGACGAAUCGCACUAUCUUAUCCUUGUGUUCGUUAUCUUUUUUCCGUAAGAACGUGUGGUAAGCAUAGAGAAGAACUUCAUACAUGAAUUCCUAUUGUAACAUAGCGUAUGAAUUGAAUACGUGUUAUCCGUAAACUUAAUUGUUGCAAAGGCUGCUAUUAUUUUAUAUAAACUACGACGAUCCGCUAUUUUUUAUAGGGACGAGUCUGACGACGAAUGCAAGAGAGAUAACUAUAAAAGUAUUCUAAAUAAGGAGAUCCUUAGCGCUGAUGGUAUCGAACAGUAUAUUACAGUAUAUCGGUAAUAAUAUAUAAAUAUAUUCACAUACUGUUGAUUUUCGGCACCAUAUAUACUGCAGUUAAUUAUUUAAGAUACGCUUAAAUAUUUGUUAAAAACUGUAUUUCUGGCAGGAAUAUUGUCUUUCCAUAAACGAAGCACGUUGUUUUCGCGUAACAAUCGAUAUUGUUGGAGGAUAUAGAAAAAAAAACAGGUGACGUAAUAUCACUUAUGAUCAAUUGAUUGUGCAUCGCACCGAGCUUCGUUUACAAGUUUAAUACGUGGCACAGUAACGCAGAAUCGCAUGGAAUAUUCCAUACUUUGUAUCGUAUUUUAUAUUCCUUUUAAAGGACUAUACAAAGUGAGUUGUAGAAAAAAACAUCGAGAUGCAUUGUUUUUUUUUUUGGUCUUUAUCGUCAUUAAUUAUGAAAUUUCCACGUAUUUGUACGCUUUGUUGUAGAAAUUUACAAAAUGUUAUAUAAAAUAUUUAUACUUCUCGGAUACCCGAGAAUCUCGGAUGCUUAAAUGAAUGGAGAGAUACGUAUUCUAUAAAAAGAUAUAUACAUAUAUUAUAUAUAUAUUUAAGUUAGAGUUACUUAAUUUAAUUGAAUUCAAUAUCGUCGAGAGAGAAAUUAUGCAGACUUUCUGCACAUCCGAGCCUCGGAUAUUCCAAAUACGUUCCGAAAGUAUGGGAAGAAAUUAUCCAUGCGAGCAAAUAUUGUAUGAAAUAUAAACUUAGGGGAGUAGUGUAAGAGUCAAUCAUUUUCGUACUUCCUGAUAUGAGUGAUCUUUUUAUAGAUCAUGCACGUGCAUAAAAGAAGAAAGAGAAGAAAAGUCAAACGUUUUAUGACUAAUAAUUUAUUACUGCUUAAUGACAGAUUUAUCGGAUAAUACAUAUUCUUUCGAAUAAUUUUUACAAACAUUUCCAGGAAUUGAGAUUCUUGCUUUUUUAUUCUUUUUCAACAUUUAUCAAUUUAAAUGUUAGAUUUGACACAUUCUAAAACAAUAACUGCGGAUAUAAUUUUUCUUUAAUACUAUAUAGUGCGAUUUUCGAAUUCUUACUUUAUUUUUAUUUCUGAUUCAGUUUUAUUUUUCAUUGUACAGUAUAACGUAAGAAACAUUUUGUUCUCUUGAUUAUUUCUUUGUAACAUUAUUAUAUACAACAUUCUCAUAUAAGAACACGUUAUGACAUUAAGAUUUUUUUCUUUUCCCACUAUGUGUACUCAAUGUGUAUAUAUGAUUAUAUUUAUGCAUGUACAUAGUGUCAAAAGAUACAGGUACGCGUACUGAUAAAUAAUAUAACAGAAAAGUUUAUGAGAAAUUAUAUAUAUCGGAGUUGUAGGUAUUUGUAAUAUAUUAAUUCUGAAAACCGAUAGUGACAUUAUAGUACAAUAAUUUCGAACACGCAUCACUCCUAAUGCUCAGUUAGUCUAUCGUAUAAUUAUGUGAAAUUAUAAUGAACGUAAUCUAUACGAUCCCUGUUGUCUAAUAAAUCUUCCAUAUUCUCGUU
Molecule: messenger RNA, 7711 nt
Organism: Acromyrmex echinatior (Panamanian leafcutter ant)
Lineage: Eukaryota; Metazoa; Arthropoda; Insecta; Hymenoptera; Formicidae
Gene: aPKC
Product: protein kinase C iota type
Biological process (GO): establishment or maintenance of cell polarity; protein phosphorylation
Molecular function (GO): protein serine/threonine kinase activity; protein binding; ATP binding
Source: RefSeq, a predicted model, not a curated record